Entrophospora sp. SA101 is the source of this 852-nucleotide messenger RNA. The record is from the annotation of a GenBank genome assembly. Lineage: Eukaryota; Fungi; Glomeromycota; Glomeromycetes; Entrophosporales; Entrophosporaceae.
AUGUUUUAUUCUAGCAGUACUAAGAUACAAGGCGAAUGCUCGGAAGAUAGCUUAAGUGUAUAUACCGAGGUAGUUAACAUUUUACAACGUUUAGAUUUGGGAACCAUUGAAGUAAAAACUCCUAUAGCAUCGGGAGUGAUUGAUCUUACGGGGAGCGAAGAUCCAUUUGUGAAGCUAUUAUCUUUUGGAGCAAAACAAAUUUUAUCGAGACAUUCAUUCCAUACUACCAAAUUACCCAACCAAAUUAGUACAAUGUUAAAUGAAUUCCGUCAAUUGGACGAAAAAGAGCAAAAUAAAGCUAUAAUUCGAGAGAAUAUUAAUUUUAUAUUGGGCAAAUGUAGUACUAAGAUACAAGGCGAAUGCUCGGAAGAUAGCUUAAGUGUAUAUACCGAGGUAGUUAACAUUUUACAACGUUUAGAUUUGGGAACCAUUGAAGUAAAAACUCCUAUAGCAUCGGGAGUGAUUGAUCUUACGGGGAGCGAAGAUCCAUUUGUGAAGCUAUUAUCUUUUGGAGCAAAACAAAUUUUAUCGAGACAUUCAUUCCAUACUACCAAAUUACCCAACCAAAUUAGUACAAUGUUAAAUGAAUUCGUAAGCUCAUAUAGUGAUUUUAGAAUCGAUUUCGAUCCCGCAUUAAUGCAACCUAUAAGUUUCCCCCAGGGAGAAGUGUCGCUCGAAACUAGACGCAUUUUAAUGACUACUUUCGAUUUAUUAGAAGGAUUGCGCCAUAUUUGGAGUUGUAGACCAUUACUAACAGAAGAUGAUUAUAGCGAGAAUGCUUAUGUAAGAGCGGAUCGAAAGGAAAACCCCGAUCUUCAAAUUUUAUUGAAAAUUGGACAUGAAGGAAAAUGA